Cokeromyces recurvatus is the source of this 545-nucleotide messenger RNA. Its product is annotated as general control of amino acid synthesis-like protein. The transcript is spliced from 4 exons. Gene Ontology annotation, cellular component: BLOC-1 complex. NCBI's taxonomy places the organism in Eukaryota, Fungi, Mucoromycota, Mucoromycetes, Mucorales, Mucoraceae. Gene Ontology annotation, biological process: endosomal transport. The record is from RefSeq and is a predicted model, not a curated record. The coding region runs from base 35 to 409 and encodes 124 amino acids.
CUCUUUUCCUUUCCAUUUAAUAAAAUAGAAUACAAUGUCAGAUUCACUUUCACAUUUGUUAAAGGAACAUAACCAAAAAAGGGCACAAAAAAAGAAGCAAAAUGAACAAAUUAAAAAGAAUGCUAUUCAAACUACUCAUGAAUUAACAGACAUGUUAACAGAAUAUGUUAAUGAAGGGGUUUCAGAGAUAUUUUCCAAGCAAAAGCAAUUAGAGCAACAUUCAAAAAAAUUAGCUAAUCAGACAACGCGUUAUAUGAAUCAAACACAACAGUGGUUAAAAUUAGUUGAUGAUUUCAACAUGUCACUUAAAGAAUUGGGUGAUGUAAGAAAUUGGGCCGAGAUUAUGGAACAUGACAUGAAGACAAUCAUGACUACUUUGGAAUUUGUUCAUCAAGGUAUAAUAGCAUGAUAUAAUUCGAUGAUACAUUUUGAUUAAAUCAUUAUAGGUACAAUGGAUGAGUAAAUUAUAUACCCGUAUUAUGCAGCACUAGUUUGAAGAUUGUCACAUAUAUUUUUUAUUAUGUUUAGAAAUAAAAAUAAAAAAA